This is a messenger RNA of Cryptotermes secundus, 457 nucleotides long. RefSeq names its product glycoprotein 3-alpha-L-fucosyltransferase A-like. The annotation marks the transcript as partial. The record is from RefSeq and is a predicted model, not a curated record. The transcript has a single exon. Lineage: Eukaryota; Metazoa; Arthropoda; Insecta; Blattodea; Kalotermitidae. Gene Ontology annotation, molecular function: alpha-(1->3)-fucosyltransferase activity. Gene Ontology annotation, cellular component: membrane.
GUGUGACGGCCAUUUCGCGAAGGACUGUCCUCGUUUGAACGACUACAAGUUCUACCUUGCAUUUGAGAACGGUGAUUGCCGGGAAUAUAUCACAGAGAAGGCGUGGUGGAACGCGUAUCACAAGGGAGCCGUUCCCGUCAUCAUGGGGGCUUCUCUGGAGGACUGUGUCCGUCUUCUUCCCCCUAAAUCUUACAUCCAUGUCAGGAACUUCUCGUCUCCCGCCAGUCUAGCCCGGUAUCUGCUCUACCUAAACGCGUCUCCUUCGGAAUACAACAACUUCUUUCACUGGAAGAAGAACUUCAAGGUUGUUAACGAACACGGCUACUUCCAGUCACCGGUGUACCACUACUGCAGACUGUGCGAGGCUCUCAAUUAUAAUGAUCCAGCACCAAAAGUGUACAAUAAACUGGAAGACUUCUGGGAUAGCAGCAGGGAUUGUUAUGAACCUGUCAUCUAG